Molecule: messenger RNA, 1940 nt
Organism: Ectocarpus sp. CCAP 1310/34
Lineage: Eukaryota; Phaeophyceae; Ectocarpales; Ectocarpaceae
Source: the annotation of a GenBank genome assembly
CCACGAUCAACCCGUCCGCGCAAGGCAGCACACCGACAGCUCACUUCUUCAUAACGCGCUUCACAGAGACCUAGCCGAUGGAACGCAGAAACACAGUAGGAAGGGGGAUGGCAAAUGGGAGGCGAAGACGACGGCAAUGUUGCCUGAUCGGAGCCGCUUUUUUUGCUGCCGGCAGCGGCGGCGGUAACAGCGCCGUCUGCGCGUUUGGGUACGUGGGUGUUCUCUCUCAGCAGCAGUCGUCGAGCCGGUCGCUACGACCUGCGGGGGGCGGAAGGGGAGGAAUCAGGCGGCCCAGGGUGCCAUCUUCACCGGCACAAGAGAAAGCUCUCUUCGCGACGGCACGACGAAGAAAUGCCUUCGUCGUGGAAGGAGGCGGGGCAAACCCAGUCACAUCGUCGUCGACUGCGGACUGGAGAGACUUGACCAAGGAGGAGGAGACGGCGCUGUGCGAGCUGAUAGUCGAAAACAGACGAAUCCAGGACCUCCAGGUCGAGCUGGAACGGAAGGAGUCGAGACCGGUUACCGUACAGGAGUGGGCGGUCGCUGCGGGGCACCCGAGCGCUCACCAGCUCAUGGCCGCGUUACAGGAGGGCAGGAAGGCCCAGCGGACCCUGGCGCUCUGCCACCAGGGCCUGGUGCGGAGCGUCGCCUACAGAUAUAAGCAGGUGUCUCGGAACCUGUCCCUGGACGACCUCACCCAGGAGGGCAACGUAGGCCUCCUCCAGGCCGUCGAGAAGUUCGACCCGACCAAGGGCACCCGCUUCAGCUCGUACGCGGUUUUCCGCAUCAAGGCCUCCGUCCUUCGCGCCAUCGCCGACAAGGACCGCCUCGUCCGCGUCCCCGUGCACGCCCAGGACGCCGCCAUGCGCAUCCUGGCGGCCUCGCACGCCCUCCAGCUCGAGUCCGGCGGGGACGUGCCCACCGACGCCCAGCUGGCCGUCGCCCUGGGCAUGCCCGAGGCCAGCGUUGCCCUCUACCGGAAGUCUCUGCUGCCCCAGAACAUCGCGGACUUGGAUAACUCCGCGCUGUCCGGCUCUCCGCAGGGGAGAGCUGCCGGAGGCGGUAGCCGGGGAGGGAGGGUGGGCGGGGAGCAGUGGCCGUGGGAAGCGUCUCAGCUCGCCCAGGCGUACGUGGUCCGGCGGGACAUGAUGAGGGCCAUGCAGGCCUGCCUGUCUCCGACGGAGGAGAGGGCGCUGCGGCUGAGGUUUGGGCUGGGAGGGGCGGAGAAAGAGGGGGCCGCGGGGGGCGGCGGGGGCGCGCUGACCUUCAAGGAGAUUGGGAGGACGAUGGAGCUGAGCGCCGAGGGCAUCCGGAAGAUGGUGUUCCGGUCGAUCGCGAAGCUGCAGGCCUCGGACGAGGCCAACGGCCUGCUGCUUGCCUACGCCGACCUGAUUUGAGUCCUUCGUUCGUUCCAUUUGUUCGGUGUCGAGAGAGGGAUGGAGAGAGAGAGAGAGAGACAGAGAGAGAAAGAGAAAGAGAAAGAGGAAGAGAGGGCCGAGAGACAGCGCGGUGUCUUGCGCGACUCGCCCGUGUCGACAAUUUUGCGUUAUUUUGUGUCCAUUGCGUUGUGGCUGAGCCUGUACCCUUGAUUGUAAGCAAGGCACCUGGACGGUGGUAUGUAUGUGUGUGCGUACGUCAUAUGGUGUGUUCACCGGGUGAUCCUCUUGAUUGUACACAUAUCCCCGCUCGGUGGUGAGUUUGUGAUGCUCACGUGUCGCGUGCAGCGCACCACUUGAUUUUGUACGUUUUGUGGUUUGAAGGUGCGUUUAUGUGGCCGGGGGGCAGAGCAUGACCGCACGGAGCUUGGUGGGGAAAGGUUGGCAGCAAUGGUGGGAAAUGUUUUUUCCUUCCCGCCGCUCCUCGGUGGGAAGAGAGAAAUAUGCAAAAAGAUGGAUGAGGUCUGCAUAAUUCAAAACAUGAUGAACGUUGUCGAUGUUGUC